CAUAAAUCAAGACCAUAAAGGGAGAAAACACCAGAUAUGAAGUAGUAGAGCACUUACUUGCUCUCAAUGCAAAAGGUCCCCAAGUCAAAGUCUUGCAGCACCAGGUACAGAUUUCUGCAUGAAUCCCUGGAGCGUCACUGUCAGUGUGUAGGUGAAUCACUGGUGCUCCUCAGCAGCUUCCCAUGUUCCUGUUUAUCAGACUUCAUAAUAAUAUCAAAAUAAAUGAGUUUGAACAGGACUGUUCCUCCCCAAUGCAGAAUGAUACGAUGUCCCGAGCCACCAUGCGGCUUUAGAGAUCAGAGAUCAACAAGAUUCUCUCACCGCACCAGUUGUGGGAUAAAUGCUGGGAGCAAACAUGCCCCUUGUACACUGCUAUGAUAGACCUGAUGAUGUGAUAGGAUGCCUAAGCUCCACAAGAUGAUUGUGUCUUUUCACAAGAACAUAUGCAGCACCGUCCAGUAUGAUGGUUCAUCCUUGGACACCUUCCCUAGAAAGAGCGGCGUGAAACAAGGCUGUGUCCCAACUCUCUUUGACAUAUCCUCCUCCCUGCUGCUCUCAUAUGGCACACUCUUCCAUUGCCUCUUGAGACAGACAGAUGCCAAUAGGAUUUCACUGAAUAAUCCAUUGAAGGAAUAUUCAAGACCCUGGCAACGCUUCUUACACUCAAUGUGACACAAUUGCAAACAGUGUCACUAUUUAUUUUCUCCUUGUUGCUAUUUAAGCUCCUUAACAGGCUCUCCAGUAUUCUGUCAACUGAAACUAAACGUGCUCCUUUCGUAUUACAAAGACCUGUGUUUACACAUAAGACAGUUUCUGAGCUAUUGUGGUGAGUUGUGACUUAGUAGCUGGCUGGUAGGGAUGCCAUAUGUCCUUUUUUUCCACGGGUAGUGUCGUUAAAUUAUGGUCCCAUUAUUUUGAACUCACUGGCCUUAUCAGCACAGCAUCAGCAACAGGUACCUUGAAAACACCUGCUUAUCAAGGGCGAAAGCAUCAGCGAGUUGGGCUUACGCAGCGCUAAACCGCACACACGGCCUUGGAAGGCUUUCCUUCUGCGCAUGCGCCACUCCAUCUUGCUCCCUCGACCUAAACGGCUGUCGCCCCAUUCUCCUCCGCGGCGCAUGCGUCACGCUCUGCACCUAGGCGACGCGAGCGAAAUUCUCGUCCCCGGCGCCGCGUGUCCUCGCGAUACGUCCGCCCGCGACGCCAUCCUGUCUGCCUCAGCUGCGUAGCUUGCUAGUAAGCCGCCCGUUAGGCGCGCUUCCUUGUUCUUUUGUGGGGGAGUCUCAGCCCUGCCGUUAGCGCCGACCGCCUGGGGAAGUGGGUGAGGUGUUGCCGGUGAGUGGGGUGGCGGGGGAGAGAGGUCGGGCAACUCCGUCGCCGAUGCGCCGGGAAAGUACGAGCCGAGGUGGGCGGACCCGCCUUCUCGGCUCCCUGAGAAAUUCAGCCUUGGGUCAGGUGGCGGGAUAAACGGGGGAGGGAAGGGAAGGGUUAAGCGGUGGCUUCCGCGCGCGAGAGAGAGCGAGGGUUCUAUUCUCUCCGUCCGCCAUUUUGAAUGUGGCGGUGAUUUGGCGGGGGAGGAGGGGGGAAAGAGCGGACGCGGCGCGCCAGGGCAGCGACUGGCUCGCCUGCCGGAGGCCGAGGUGCCCUUCAGCCUGGGGCUGGCGCUCGUGGCCCAACGGCUCGCCGCAAACGGCGACUUGGCAGCUAACAGCAUUAGUGCAGCCAAGGGAGCGAGGGUAGGGACGACAGAUCAACGGCAUCCCGGGCCUGACAAAAAGAGGCACGGCGACGCCUUCCUUUGGCUGUUUUAACCGGCGGAGAUUCACUCUUCCCCUCCCCCUCCCGUUUCUGAGAGCGGGCAUUCUUUGAUCUGCCACGCCCCCUCUGCCCAAGGUAGUUCGCGCCUGCGCGAUGGGUCUGUGCGUGUCGGGCAAGGAUUUGAGCGUAGUGUUGUAGCGUUGUUGAUAGUUGGGGGGAGUUUCCUGUGCCGGCUCCCCCGCCCCCCGCCUCGCCAUGCUCACUCAUGACGAGAUGUAAAGAGAUUGACUGUUCAGCUGUUUGGGAAAGAGCCCCAUUGUAGUCCUUGGGAAUUACAUCCGAGAAAACGCACGUAGUAGCAUUUAAGCUUGGGUAAGAGGGUAAAUUUCAUUCAUCACUUAGAUUAAAUCAGAAAGCGCUAGUAAAACUAAGGCUAAAUCGGUGCAACGUUGCAACCAUCACAGUUAGUGGCAAUACCGUACUGAAAGCCAUUGUGAUUUAAGAUUCAUAAUAAGUGCAGGGGUGGCAGUUCUUCGUUUUGUCUAACGCAACAUGUUUCUGUGUAUCAGCCAAAAUACACUUAGGUUGUUUGUAAAUGAGCCAUUUGACCUAGGUCAUUUCUACAGCUAAUCUACUUUUGAAAACAGAAAUAAGGUAAAGGAUAGAGUAGGUAAAGUAAUCGCUGUACAAGACACUUGAAAUACAUAGAUGCUUACAUGGACAGAUUUUGAACAUGUUCAGAAAUGACAGUACUAAAGUCAUUUCUGUCAAGAAAUCAUGUCCUUUGUGUUCAUACCUACAUAGGUUCUGUUACAGUUUUGGGAAACAUAGCUUCUCUCACUUAGUUUGGUUACCUAUAGUGAAUAUUAAUAAAUCUAUAAAAGAUGGUUCCAGGGCAAUUAAAAAAAGUAAUACCUGUUUUCCCCAAUGAUACAUAUCUUUCAUGCAGUGGGAUUUUUUUACAAUGGAAAGAUUUCCAAAUGUGCCACUAAAUAACUUAGGCUGCAGUUGGAUGCACAGUUAUAUGGAAGUAAGUUCCAUAGAACACAGUGGGACUUAUGAGUAAACAUGCACAGGAUCAUACUGUUAGUUUUCUCUAAUUUAAUUGCAUUACUUUGAUAAAUAAUAUUUGGCUUAACUACUGUUAAGACUAUGCAGAGGUCUUCAAGCAGAAAGUCUUAUUUUUGUUGUCUGAAGAACUUUCUCAGCUUUAAAAACUUUCAUACACUAGCAUGCAAAUGUUGUUCCAUGAGAGAUUACCUUACAUACUAUUGUGCAGGAUCAUAUGGCAAUAUAUCAGUUAUCUUGUUCUGUAAAUCUGGUCAAAUUUCUGUGUAGUUAAGAAUCCUAGAAUCAAAAAUGAAAAGCAGACUAAUGCCAGUAGGCGCUAAAAGAGGGAAAUGUUUACUAGUGUUGUUUACUAGUAUCUCCAUUUUGCUCCUGUUUACCAUAUUGCAAUAUGGGCCCUCUGGCUUAUUGUAUCCAAAUUCUAAAGUCUCUCUGCAUGAUUCAAUCACUGUUCUGUCCCUAGGAUAAAAGGAAAUCUGCACAAUUCUGUGCACUGCAGGUUAUCUUAAAGCACAUAGUGGAGGCUCCAGGUUAUAGUGGUGCUGUUCUUGACAGUAUUACACUGUAGCAGCUUAGGUGGAUUUUUAGGAUUAGCCUGCAAGAGAACUUUUUGAGGGGAAAAAGACCUGGAGUUUCAUACUGGAUGGUUGUGGUUGUUAAAGAUAAAGCUCAUCUUUCAUCUUUUUCAAGCAGGAAGCAUAGGAAAGAUGCACCCUUCUUUUCCAGAAGAGGUAUAAUCACUUCCAGACUACAAGAUUGAUGUUCUGACAGCUUAGACAACAAGCAUGACAACAACCAUAUGUUUGCAUAGGAGUAAAUUCCAUUUAAAACAGUGGGAUUUACACCUAAAUAAACAUACAAAGGAUUGCACUGAUGAGAUCAGUAGAUGUAAAACGCAAAUGUACAAUAGUCUGGGGGCAAAGGUAUAGAAUUUGGUGAACUAGAGUUAUACCUUUUUCUGAAAAGGUAAGCCAUGCACCAGGAAGAGAAGGAAUAAACCAAACAUUGUUAAGUACAGAGUGGGAUUUUCAUAAAAUUUUGAGUUGGAUAAUUGGAACUUGCAACAAAACGUUGCAGUGCAGAGUGUUCCAGCCACUCUCUUCCACCCCCCAAUUUUCCCUUCCCAGCAAUUGGUCAGCAUUCUAUACACAGUUUAUCUUCCCUGAGGAGGUGGUGGCGGUGGCUUUGUACUUUUACAAACCUCAGGGUUUUCCUGAGGAUACUAAUGCCUCCCUUGGGUAGUGCCAUUCUGGCUACAUAAGGACCAGCACUCAUAACACUGAGAACACUUAGUUUAUUUUUAAUGUGAUGUUAAUUUUAAAUGUAUAAAUACCUGCAAACUGAUUUGAGGUGGCAAAAUUACCUGAACUGAAAUAUUUUAGUACAGAAAAACAUGCAAUAAAGUGCAUAUAAUGUAAUCAUAAAAAUGUCUACUGAGAAGUGAGUCCCAUUGAGUGUGGGAAUGUUGAGGGUGGCAGGGGAGAUAUAUCGUUUAUUAAUAUCCUUCCUAACUUGCACUAGCAAGUUUCUUCAAUUAGCAGAGUCUUCACUUAGAGUGCAUUCCCUGUCUCACACAGCAGAAAGCUGGUUUCAAACUCGUGUGAGUUUCUUAAGACAAUAAGCAAUUCAAUCUGGCUUGUCCAGAUUGAGAUAUGUUCUAAUAUUCCUGGUAAGACCCCUUUUGAAUCCCUCCUAAAAGAAUAAAGACACCACAGUCUUAUUCGUAAGUAACAAAAAGAAGUUUUACUCAUGAUCAGGCAGAACACAGUGUGAUCCCUGAAGGCAGGCUUUAGGCUUAAAGUUACAAACAUGUACAGACAAAUUUACCCCAUAUGGGAGAUAACCUGGGGAACUGCGGUGGCAGCCAGCAGUCCAGUCCAGGUGAUGCAGGAAGCAGGCAGGACGAACAGGAAUGUCGAAAAGAGGAAUUUAGCAGCGUGACUUGGCCUUUUACCAGGUCUGGAGAGGUCAUGCCCACGUACUAGUCACAUGCAAGGAAGGAUGCUCCAGGCCAGGAAGCUUCAACUGGCUGGACCAAACAUUCCCUUGCAUGUCCACUCUAGCAAAACAAGGAAUGUUGUACUUGACUGCUCCCAGUGGAUUACAUCCCACAUUGAGUUCAGUGUAGCUCCGUUAAGUAGUACAUAUAGGAUUGCAACCUUACUGUGGUUAAGACUGCAGUCCUGUCACUGAGACAUAUUUUUUAGUAGACUCAUAAGCUUUACUUGAAAAUUGCACUCAUAAGCUUUACUUGAAAAUUAUUUUUAUUGGAAUACUUCUAAAUAUUUUAAGAUAUGACAAUUCAGUAUUAUUCAGAUUUUAUUUAGGCCGGGGAAAACAAAUACAUUGAAAACAGUUAACUUACUAAUUGUAGAUUGCUUGAAGAAAAACAUGUGCUUCCUAGGAGUAGCAGCUGGGAAAAGUUAACCACUGUUUUGAUUUUAGAAUUGACUCUUUUAUAUGCAUUUCAAAUUGACUUGUGUUUUGUUCAUUCAUUAUGUCACUAAUUGUUUUGUGAAACAAUGCAUUUUUCAAAGUGGAAAACUUUCAACAGAAAAAUUUACUAGUGGAAACCUUUUCUAUUUAAAAGGGAAAAAUUCCAGUUCACCUCACUAAGUACUUAAGCGUAUUAGCAUUGCGAGUCCUAAACAGAACAGGACAACAGAGGAUUGCGGGAAAGAAAGGGUUUGUAACCUAGGAGUACCAGUUCUUUUCUUCUGCUCCUCUGUGUUUAUUUUUAGAAAUAUUUAAUCUAUUAUACUUCUGUUGGUUUUUAUAACUGAUAGGCACUUUGCAGAUCACUUGUUGAAAAGCUGGGUAAGAAACACUGUAAGCAAAUAAUAUAUGACUCCAACGCCUAGGAUUUGGAAACAGUAAAGUGCUCUCCCAACAUAAAAAAAUAAAAUGUAAUAGUGAUAACUUAUUUCUUUGAGCUGGUGCGAAAGAGCAUGUUAUUUUCAACUGUCCAAGAGUAGUGUCUCCAAGUCAGGGUCUUCUGUUGUUUCAGAAUGUUUUUCAGCACCUUUACCAAACUGGGACUGAGGUUUUAUUCCUUUUGCUGCAUUUACUUUUAUAAUACAGUAUCAGCCAAUUGGCUGAAGUGAAUUUGAGUACUUACACCUAAACCCACCCCCAAGGAUUCCUCCGUCUGUAUAAUAUGCCCCAUUGUGAGCAAUUAAAAAAUCUAGGGCUCACCUUGCUCUAAUGAAAGAUGCGAAAAAAACUGUUAACUGGUGCUAUUGCUGAAACUUGUGAAGACUGAAGGCACUACCACUAGGAAUACAGUCCUGAGCAAAAGCUCAUUGAAGGGGUACUUGGUCAUGGGUUCAAAUAAAGGUCCCAUAAAAAUCUGUAAAGGGUAUAUUUAGCUGCCAUAUUAGAACAAUCUUGUUCGAAUAGUUAAGUUGGGGAAUAUUCUGCUCAUUUUUUUCUCCAUUCAAACUGAACCAUGGUUUGUAAUAGAAUACUGAGCCCUGAAAUAGAUUUAUGGGGAGCCAUGGAGUUGUAUCUAUCUGUUAGUGGAGAUCUGGAGAUCUAUGUGCUCUGGCUAUAUGGGGCUUUUAGCUCUGUUCUCUCCUUGCUGCAUUUUUUGAUUGAUUCAGCCUUUGGAAAUCAGAAAACAGUGCAAGGAGAGACUCUAGGAAAUAAGAGAAAUGGAGGGCAGGAUAUGUAUAGCCAUCUUCUUGGCCACUGCUUCUGCUUUGUAGAGGAGCUGGUGAAUAAUCUGUUGAUAUUGCGGGUCAGUUGAGGUGUGAAGAGGUUCAGAACCGAUUGACUCUGUGUGUCCAUAAUUUGUUGGAUAGGUGUUUCCCAAAGAACCACUCCACUUUUAUAGUGACCUUGUACUUCAAGAAGAAUUUUUUUUAAAGCAAGGUUCCCACUAGUUUGUGCUUUGUAGAACAUAUCUGUGCUGUCUUCCUGCUUCAUCUGGCUAUGUGAGGCUAGCCUAUUUUAUGCAGAUCUGCUGUAGUUUCAUUAUCAGUUGGCCCUUGUAUAGAUUAAAAGUGAUUUGUCCACCAGAAAAGAGAAACACCUAAAUGACCAGUACAGGUCACUUCCUGACUGCUUGGUUAUGGAAAUUUAGCAGAAACCGCUGCAGGGUUAUUGCAUAAUUUCUGGCCAGACUUCAUGUAGAAUACUGUCAGGCUCGUAAGUUAUGCUCUGAUGGGUAUGGAGAGAGGAAGACAUUUACUAAAGUUACUAAAGACCCAUUUGGCUGUGGUUAGGAGGCUUCCAGUAUUUAUUGCGUUUUUCUUAUCCUUGGUCUCUCCUAGGAAGAAUGUGUUCAAAUGGGUCUCUAAACAGAUUUUCACCUUCCAAGUGGCUAUGUCAGACUUCAGUUUCAGAUUCAUAGUCUCCUAAUGUAGACAGAAAAGGAGACAUAGUAAGUCAUAGACGUGAAAAAUAAUUGCAGAGAGUCUAAGAAGGCCUCUGCAGUAAAUUCCUUAAUGAAGUGUUUGGUUAUCAUGGGAUGGGGAGAUAUGAACUUAACUGCCAGCCCAUUGAUGCAUUAGAGGUUGUUGUAACUGGGAUGGCUGAGAGGGACACCUCAUGGGACUUCCAUGGGGCAAACUCUUCUCUGGCAUUUGCUCUAGUAGGGCUGGUAAAUUAUCCCUCCCUAGGGUUGCUCCAUUCCUUGCUCACUGAUUGGUCAAAAAGGCUUGGGUUAGAAAUGGGCAUGCUUUCCUCUCUUGCUAUGGGGAGUACAUGGGAUUUUUAGUUUCAGGCUUUUCUUCUUGUUCCUGCUGCUGGAGAUUUUUAGAAGCUUUUACUAAAGGACUGAGGAGGAACAUCCAAUUUAAAUAGGUGCUCCUGCCAGUACUUGAUUGCAACAUUCUCUUCCUCAAUGAUUUACUUUGUCAGAUGCUGCAAAAGCUGAGCGGAGGUUGGGGCUGGAUUUGAGGUGCACAGGAGCAAAAGGCUUGCUAGCUGCAGGACUUGCCCAGUUUUGAGGGGAAUAGAUUGUAGAAACUGUAUUGCUGCUGGAACAGCUUUGGCUUCAGUAAUGGCAGUUGUGACUUUGUCUGCUUUUUCACUGUCUUACCUUUGCUGAAUCUUUUGCUGUUCUGCCUGUUGGGAUAUAUCCUUAGCUAAGACCAUCUUACCCAUGAAAGCAUGAGGUUCUGAGAUGGCACUUGCAGUGUGCCAUUUAGCCUCCCUGUUCUUAAAAGAAGGAAUUUCUUGCAUGUCGUCUGAGACUUUCUGUGUGUGAGAGCGAGCAGACCCAAUAAUGCCCCUUUCCCUCUUUUUGAAAAGUUUUUUCGUCAGAUGUGUACAAUGGGGAAUUCGGUUCUUUGUUAGGAAUUUUUCUUCCUCUCAGUGCCUGUAGUCUAUUUUUAGGUAGUGGGGAGGAAUGGGAGAAAACUUCUUACAUUGGCUUCUGUAGGACUCUAGCCUUGCAUCAGAGUCCUAUCUGUUCUUAGGCAGGACUUGACUAAACUGGGGAAGAUGUGCCUUCCUAUAGUAGUAGAGUGAGUUUCAACCUAAAUUAAAUGGUUAUUGCCCAUCAACUGGCAACUAAUAUAAAAUUAAAUUAUUUUAUAAUCAUUACAGCUUCUUAGUGAGUUGAACUACAUCAUUUUUGGAGAAUUUAUAUUACAUUUGAGGUUUUCAUAGUAUGCAUCUCCAAGUUGCAUCAUGAAUGAGUCCCACUAUAGUAGUGUCCUUUCAGAAUUUCCCAAAACAUAAAUGCAUGUAGUUCCUAAUUCCUGCCCUAUUUACUAGUACCCCAUUUUUAAAUUAAUUUUAUUUAUUAAAAUAUACCUUACGUUUUCGCAUUGAAAAAGUAUGCAUGGCAGCUUAAAGUCCUGUUAAAAAUAAACCUUUGGCUUGCCUCUCUCUACUUUGCUGUCAUUCUGUCUUGCUGGUCAUUCUAUCUUGUGUACCACCACCCCGCUCCACUUUCCCAGUUUACUGAAUUUUAUCCUGUGCUCAUUAACCCCCAUACCAUUCUUGCUUCCAAUUCACUGUCUCUCUUAGUUGUCAGAACUCCUGAUUCUGGGAAUCUCUACAGGAAUAUUGCCUUGGCUCUUCUAGCUGGCAUUGGAGGGAGAUGUGGAAGUGGCUUGUGUGCUAACAGAGGAGAGAAGUGUGCAUGUUAGUAGUCCAUAUGCAUUUUAGAAAAUAGUUCAAUGGCUUAACCAGCCUGCAGCACUAUGAAUUAAAGAAUAGCAUUGAUUGCAAUGAUUGGUUAUAUGUACUGAUUGGGCCAGUGCAUGGCUGAGCUAAUGUGAGAGGUGUUGGGGAGUCAUUUGCACUUUUCCAAGCAGUAGAAUUUGUCUUCAUAGAUAGUGCAUCUCUUUUGAGAACCUGAGGUAUUGAGAGUAGAUAUGUGGCAGGCUGCAUGAGCAGGUCAUGCUAGUUGUACUGAAUGAGUUCUAGACAACGGCAGUUGUAACUUACCACAGCAUUAUGCUUCAAUCAAUGUCUGAGCAUGUUUCAAGAUACUGCUAAUGAAUACAGUCCUGCUUAGGAAGGGGUGGGGGUGAAUCAUGAUUCUCAAAUGCUAAAUUUGCUGUUUAUGUUUUUUAUGGUGUUUGAUUUUAAACAGCAAAAUGGACUGGGCUGGGAAACAUAAUGGUCCAAAUGAUUCAUCUAGUGAUGGAACAGUACGAUUGCGUGGUCUGCCAUUUGGCUGCAGCAAGGAGGAGAUCGUUCAGUUCUUUCAAGGUAGCUCUAGUGUUAAUGUCAAGUGACUUUCAGUGUUUCUAUGUCUGCAAGAUUGAUAUUUGAAAUAGUUUAAUUUAUAUUGACUAUUUCAGGGGGGAGGGGGGAAUCAGUUUAACAUUUAGAUUGCUAAUUUUUGUGUUAAAAUACUACUAAUCAAGAGAUUGCAUUGGCAGUGUAGGAUAUAAAAUUUACCCAUUUAGAUACCUUGCUAUGAAUCAGAAUUUGGAGUAUGUAGUUAUUACAUCAUGCAAUAUAGGAGGGCCUUUGUGAUGUAGCUGUUGCUGUGUAGUCUGAACAAAGAGACAGUAAUAGAAUGUCUAAACCCAUAAAGUUUAAUGAAAGAUCUUUAGCGUGUGUAUUUGGGUUAGGUAGGGGAGGGGGAAGCUAAGCUAUGUUCUUGCAUUUGUGUAGAUUUGCUUUAAGUAUUUUCUACAGAUGGGAAUGUUUCAGACUUUAACACUCUUCCCCUUGAUGGGGUUAUUUGUCCUUGGGUUAAAGGGUUGGAAAUCGUGCCAAAUGGGAUAACAUUGACGCUGGACUACCAGGGGAGAAGCACAGGGGAGGCCUUCGUGCAGUUUGCUUCAAAGGAGAUAGCAGAAAAAGCUCUGGGGAAACACAAGGAAAGAAUAGGGCACAGGUGGGGAUGGAGAGUUUGGGAUGGUGUUAUUCGGGGGGUUGGGGGUCAGUUUUGCUUUUGGGGGGUUGGGGAGCAUAAAGUAACUGGCUAUUUAAAAACAACAACCUUACAAUCACCCUAAGUAACUUGGGAAGUAUAGUAGAUUUGGUGGGAGGGGGAAAUGGUAAUACUAUGUAGAUUGCUAAAAUUAGGAUAUUUCAAUUUUUGUGGAGGGUGUUCUAUGAUAGCCAGACAUUUUUCAAAGAAUUUAUUACUGGGGCAGGGGGGGAGUGUGAUUCAGAAAUUUGUUGUAUUUAAAAUGCGGUUAGAAUUCUUAGACAGUAAAAUAUAUAACUUAAAAUGCUUGCUUUUGCAUUUACAUUUCCUAAAAUUUAAGUGACACUUGAAAAAACAGGGUACACUUUUAUUGAAAGUGUAUCUAGAUAUAGAAUUCAGAGCAUUUGUGCAACUUGUUACUGUAUUUUUUUACCAGACAUCACAUAUGUGUAUUCUUACUUUUGUACAUUGAAAAUCUUUUUUUACUCAGAUAUAUUGAGAUCUUCAAAAGUAGUAAGAGUGAAAUCCGAGGAUUCUAUGACCCACCACGAAGAAUGAUGGGACAGCGACCUGGACCCUAUGAUAGACCAAUGGGAGGAAGAGGGGGUUAUUAUGGAGCUGGGCGUGGAAGUAUGUAUGACAGAAUGCGUCGAGGAGGUGGUGGAUAUGACGGUGGUAUGUGUAUCUAAUGACCACAGGCUCUUGUCAUUUUCACGUUCCUGACGUUUUGUCAAGAAAUACAGAAAUGACAGUAAUUAUAAUACAUACCAAGUCUGAAAUCUGGAUACCUAUCAGUUUUUUUACCAGCCGUGUGACUAAAGAUUGAAAAGGUAUGGAGAGGCAUCUGAAAUGAGAUUUUAAAUGUGGAUGAAACUUGGUUUGCAUGUCUUUGAGCCUGACAACUUUAUAAAUAGAAACUUGCUUAUAUAUUUGAUGUCAAGAGGUACUGAUUAUAUGCACAGUGAAUAACAGCUGAAUUUUAAAAAGACUGUUUCAUGGUAUGUCCACUUCUUAAAUCUCACAGGAUAUGGUGGCUUUGAUGAGUAUGGUGGCUAUAACAAUUAUGGCUAUGGAAAUGAUGGCUAUGAUGACAGAAUGAGAGAUGGUAGAGGUAAGAUUUAAAAGUUUUAUAGUAUUGUUCCUCAACCAUCAGGCCGUCUCACUGGCUCCCAAGGCAAAGAAAAAAGAACCACUUUUUUAUUGUUAAGUAGGGUUUUUUUAGAGCUGAGGGGUUGUUUUGAAUUCCUCAGGUUAUUUUGAAGUUGGAGAAAUACUAUGCACUGCUUUAAAAUUGUCAGUCCCAGCAUGUGAGUACAGUGGUAUCUCGAUUUUCGAAUGUAAUCCGUUCCGGGGGUCUGUUCGAGUUCCGAAACGUUCGAAAACUGAAAGCAGAAGCCUCAAUACGGAAGCCACGUUUCCUGUUCAACUUCUGAGGCGCAUUCGAAAACCGAGGCAUUUACUUCUGGGUUUUCAGCAUUCGAGUUCCAAAAUGUUUUGACUAUGGAAGCAUUCAAAACCGAGGUACCACUGUAGUUGGAAACCUACUGUUUUACAUGUCAGAAUGGGAGGGGGGUAAUUAUUUGGCAUGGAAGGAACCAAAAAAGUCCUAGUGAAAGUUAAUCCAGAGUAGGAUAUUUCUAGUGUAUAACCUAGUACAAUUUCAAGGGGGAGUAAACACAUAUUGGGAAUGCAUGUGCACAACUUUAUUAAAUCAUACAUUUAUUGAAUCUUUUGUGUUUUAGGAAUGGGAGGCCACGGCUAUGGUGGAGCAGGAGAUGCUAGCUCAGGCUUUCAUGGUGGUCACUUUGUUCACAUGAGAGGACUGCCAUUUCGAGCAACAGAAAACGAUAUUGCCAAUGUAAGCAUUGUAGACAAAUAUUCCUGGUUGAAACAAAGAUCUUAAAGAGUUUAAGAACCUGGUCUGACUCUUUAACAAUCAAAGUAGUUCACUGUUGCAGCAGCAACAGACGGGCUCAACUUUAAAGUAGUUCCUGAAGAUAUGAUGAAAUUACUGUAAUGCUCUAAUGGCUAUUUUUUUCAAAAUAAUUUAUAGCAAUUGAGAUGCAAUCAGGGUAUUUAUUUUUAAAAAACCUUGGGUUUAAUAUAAAUUAUAGCAGCUGCAGCUGUAAAUGAUCUGAAAUCUUCAAAUGGGGAGAAACGCAACAGCUAAGCCGAAUGUGGUCAGGGUGUACUAAUAGAUCACUUGAUGACUUGCAGUAAAUCAGCAAGUAUUUCUGACUGCUGUUAAACAAUAUCAACUGCAGUGACUAUGUAGAUUAGAAAAGAUGGCAAAUUAUUUUUUAAUGAUAGUAGCUCAAAACAAAUGAGUAAAAACUGAAGGUUUGCAUCAUUAGUAUAAAUGCAGGCAGAAGUGUGACAUCCCUGAUAAAGCAUGUGAAAUGGUCAUUAUAUGUUCAAGAUAACUGUUGUUUCAAUAUGAGAAAGUUCCUGCAAGUGGUAACUUACUAUUGCUCACUUUUAGUUUUUCUCACCAUUGACACCUAUAAGAGUUCACAUUGACAUUGGAGCAGAUGGAAGAGCAACAGGAGAAGCUGAUGUAGAAUUUGUAACACACGAAGAUGCAGUGACUGCCAUGUUGAAAGAUAAAAAUCAUAUGCGUAAGUUAUAGCAAACAUUGGAGCAGUUGAAAGCUCAGGAUUGCUGCCUUUGUAGUUCAUUGAAUAUCCAAGCUUGCUUGCAUAUUUUAGUUUAGUUUUAAUUUCCACUUAACAGCUGAUUUUUCAAAAAAGCCAAGAAAGGAAGCAAUCUUUCAUGUUACAUGAAAUGCUAACAUAGACAAUCCAGUAUCACUUCUUUUAGGAUUAGCAUGCCUGAGCUUUACACGUCUUAAGAAUGUUGUUUAAAAGAUUUGAUUACAUCAGAGUUUUUAAAGGAGUCUAUACUUGCAAGUAUUGAACAAGUUGUUCACGAAGCCACAUCUGCUGACCUUUCAACCCUUUCUUGAGUAUCCAUUUCUAUGGAAAGGUGCUAUAGUCUAUUCAGUGUGCCAGGCAGAAAGCACUUUGUAAAUUACUCCCUUGCUGCAUGUAUAUAAUUAUGAAUCCACAUUAAUUACCUAUUCAGUUAUGGGUGUUUAUUUCUUUUGUUUGUUUGUUUGUUUUAAAGAACAUCGAUACAUUGAGCUGUUCCUUAAUUCAACUGCUGGAGGUGGUUCUGGAAUGGGAGGUUACGGCAGAGAUGGAAUGGGUAUGCUUGAUUUUACAUUUUUAAUUCAAACUUAAAAGAUAUCUAGCCUCUGGAUAUUCUAACAACAGUGAGCAUUGUUUUCUAGAUCAAGUUGGUUAUGGUUCUGUUGGAAGAAUGGGAAUGGGCAGCAGUUACAGCGGAGGAUAUGGUACUCCUGACGGCUUGGGUGGCUAUGGUAAGUCUUAAGUAGGUAGGCAAACGGUUUCUUUUUAUAAUGCAAAGGUUCAUUGUCUUAUAAAGUAUUUGUUAACACGGGAACAAGAAUGCUGUAUUGUUUGCAUGCACAGAAACCAUAUAGAGAAAGAGUUGCAUGCUAAUGAUGAAGUUUGUGUCUAUUUCAUUUUAAACAAAUGUGGGGUAACUAUUGUUACUUUCUAGGUCGUGGCAGUGGAAAUAGCGGUGGAUACUAUGGACAAGGCAACAUGGGAGGCGGUGGAUGGCGUGGAAUGUAUUGAAGAGUGGCAUUGUGUCUGUGAAGCAUAUUGGAAGGAAACAGUACCUGGUCUACUAGACUUUCUUACAAAACUUAAUUUCUUUUGUAUUGAAAACUUUAUAAUGACUGAAGGAAUGUGUUUUCCCAUUAUUUGGUAAGCAACAGAUUGUGAUGGGGAAAUCUGUGUUCUGUAGGUUUUAUUUGUUGCAUACUCUGACUUUAAAUAAAUUUUUUAUAUUCAAACCACUGAUGUUGAUACUUUUUAUACUAGCUGCUCCUAAAGGUAUGUUCCAUAUUCCAAAACUGUUCAUUUAAGAUACUUGGUUCAUUAAAGCAGUUAUGCUGUAGGUUCUCUUAUUGAUGUAAAAUAUAACAACCAUCAAACUGGUACUAGUACAUUUGUUGAGAUUUGAAACAAAAGCAUAGGGUAACUUCUUUUAAUUAAUCUGAUACAAUCCUCUUGUCAGUGAAGACUUCCCUUGCCAGAAUGUCCCAAGACAUGAAGGCCAUGAGUUCAGGAAUGACCUAAUGCACAACUGCUAUAUAAAAACCCAGUUGAUGUAUGCAUGUCACAAAUCUCACCCUUAAAGUAUAUUAGUCUUUAUACUCCUCUCCUUGGCAAUCACAUUUUUUUGAUGAGUGAACAAGAGAGUAUUAUUUUAGUAACAUCCAUAGAGAAGUAGGAAACUAUUUAAUUUCCUAGAAAUCUUAAAAGGCUACUCCUCUGGCUGAAGGCUCCUGUUUAAGGACUAAGAAACUUGCCCAGCAGUCAGACAUAGAGACCUUGGCAAAUUAUGAGACUACACAAAUAUGUAGUCCUCUUACUGUGCAUUAACAUGUAAGAUUUUUGGAUUAAUUACUGUUAAGACACUUUAAAGCAUUCUCUGUGUAUCAGGAAAGGGUACUAAAUAUUCAAGUUUUCUUCAUUUCAACUGCUUGUCCCCCAAAUUCUUCCCAAUAAUUUGUCAAAUGUGAUUAUUGAAAGUUUGUUGCCUGUUUUUGAUAGUAAUGUUAUGUAUGUAAUAAAUGUCUUAUUGUGGGAGAUAGCAAAAUAGACUCCAUUCUAGGAA
Podarcis lilfordi (Lilford's wall lizard) is the source of this 14878-nucleotide messenger RNA. The record is from the annotation of a GenBank genome assembly. NCBI's taxonomy places the organism in Eukaryota, Metazoa, Chordata, Lepidosauria, Squamata, Lacertidae.